GCACGUAGUUGACGCACCGAGUAUAAAAUCCGGUUUUCUGACGUCAGCGGCCUCUUCCCUGCCUAUGCCCUCGUGAGGUGGGCAGUGUAAAAUUUCUUGUCUCUUUCUCCAUCAAGAGAAUCCAAUACCAUCUGUCAAAAUGGUGAACUUCACCGUAGACCAGAUCCGUGCCAUCAUGGACAAAAAGGCCAACAUCCGUAACAUGUCCGUGAUUGCACAUGUGGACCAUGGAAAGUCAACCCUGACAGAUUCACUGGUGUCCAAGGCCGGCAUCAUUGCUUCAGCUCGUGCUGGCGAGACUCGCUUUACGGACACAAGGAAAGAUGAACAGGAGCGCUGCAUUACCAUCAAGUCUACAGCCAUCUCCAUGUACUACGAACUGAGUGAAAACGACUUGGCCUUCAUCAAGCAGAGCAAGGAUGGCUCAGGUUUCCUGAUUAACCUGAUUGACUCACCAGGGCACGUGGACUUCUCCUCUGAGGUCACUGCGGCUCUCCGUGUCACUGAUGGAGCUCUUGUUGUGGUCGACUGUGUGUCUGGUGUCUGUGUGCAGACCGAAACUGUGCUGCGUCAGGCUAUCUGUGAGCGCAUUAAGCCAGUCCUGAUGAUGAACAAGAUGGACCGUGCCUUGUUGGAGUUGCAGCUGGAGCCUGAGGACCUUUACCAGACGUUCCAGCGUAUUGUAGAGUCCGUGAACGUAAUCAUCUCCACCUACGGAGAGGAUGAGAACGGACCAAUGGGUAAUAUCAUGGUUGAUCCAGUUAUCGGUACUGUUGGCUUUGGGUCUGGACUCCAUGGUUGGGCUUUCACUCUGAAGCAGUUUGCUGAGAUGUACGCGGCCAAGUUCGCUGCCAAGGGGAACACCCAGAUGACACCAGUUGAGCGCUGCAAAAAGGUGGAAGACAUGAUGAAGAAACUGUGGGGAGAUAGGUACUAUGACACCGAAAAUGGAAAGUUUGUGAAGAGUGCCAUUGGUGCUGAUGGCAAGAAGUACUCUCGCACCUUCUGUGCUCUUAUCCUGGAUCCAAUCUUCAAGGUGUUUGAUGCCAUCAUGAACUUCAAGAAAGAGGAGACCGCCAAGCUCAUCCAGAAGUUGGAUAUCAAGCUGGAUGCUGAUGACAAGACUAAGGAGGGUAAACCUCUCCUGAAGGCUGUGAUGCGUCGUUGGCUGCCUGCUGGAGAAGCCCUCCUCCAGAUGAUCACCAUUCACCUCCCCUCCCCUGUCACCGCCCAGAAGUAUCGUUGUGAGCUGCUCUAUGAAGGGCCUGGUGAUGAUGAAGCUGCCAUGGGUAUCAAGAAUUGUGACCCUAAGGCCCCUCUCAUGAUGUACAUCUCCAAGAUGGUCCCCACCAGUGACAAGGGUCGCUUUUAUGCAUUUGGUCGUGUGUUCUCUGGGUCCGUGUCCACUGGUCUCAAGGUGCGAAUUAUGGGGCCAAACUUUGUUCCUGGAAAGAAGGAAGAUCUUUACCUGAAGCCCAUUCAGAGGACCAUUUUGAUGAUGGGUCGUUAUGUUGAGCCCAUUGAGGAUGUACCGUGUGGCAACAUUGUGGGCUUGGUCGGAGUGGACCAGUACCUUGUCAAGACCGGAACAAUCACUACCUUUGAGCAGGCACACAACAUGAGGGUGAUGAAGUUCAGUGUCAGCCCUGUGGUGAGGGUUGCUGUGGAGGCAAAGAAUCCAGCUGACCUGCCCAAACUGGUUGAGGGACUGAAACGUCUCUCAAAGUCUGAUCCUAUGGUGCAGUGCAUCAUUGAGGAGUCUGGAGAGCACAUCGUUGCUGGAGCUGGAGAGCUGCAUCUGGAGAUCUGUCUGAAGGAUUUGGAGGAGGAUCAUGCAUGCAUUCCAAUAAAGAAAUCUGAUCCAGUGGUGUCCUACAGAGAAACCGUCAGUGCAGAAUCCAGCCUAAUGUGUCUGUCAAAGUCGCCCAACAAACACAAUCGGCUGUUUAUGAAGGCCCGUCCCUUUGAAGAGGGCCUGGCUGAAGACAUGGAGAAGGGUGAAGUUACCCAUCGUCAGGAGAUGAAGGCCCGUGCCCGUUACCUUGCUGAUAAGUACGAGUGGGAUGUCGGUGAGGCCAGAAAGAUCUGGUGCUUUGGCCCUGAUGGAAACGGCCCCAACCUGCUGGUGGAUGUUACCAAGGGAGUCCAGUACCUCAAUGAAAUCAAGGAUAGCGUUGUGGCUGGUUUCCAGUGGGCAGCCAAGGAGGGAGUACUCUGUGAAGAGAACAUGCGUGCCAUUCGCUUUGACAUCCAUGAUGUGACCCUGCAUACCGAUGCUAUUCACCGGGGUGGUGGUCAGAUUAUCCCCACAGCCCGCAGAGUUCUUUACGCUUGCCAGCUGACAGCAGAGCCAAGAAUCAUGGAGCCAGUGUAUUUGGUGGAAAUCCAGUGCCCUGAAACCGCUAUGGGUGGAAUCUACGGUGUGUUGACCAGGAGGCGUGGUCAUGUGUUUGAGGAGUCCAGGGUCAUGGGAACACCUAUGUAUGUCAUUAAGGCAUACUUGCCUGUCAUGGAGUCGUUUGGCUUCACAGCUGACCUUCGCUCCAACACCGGUGGCCAGGCUUUCCCACAGUGUGUGUUUGACCAUUGGCAGAUUCUCAGUGGAAACCCACUGGAAGCUACCAGUAGGCCAGGUGUAGUUGUCAUGGAGACACGCAAACGUAAAGGCCUCAAAGAAGGUGUCCCAGCCUUGGACAACUACCUGGACAAAUUGUAGAAGCCUGGACCCAAUUUGGCUCUUGUCUCAUUCCUUUCUGCCCACCAAAUUUAACUCUUCUGGGACCGGACUGUACAGAACACAAUGAUUGCCUAUGUUUGCCAAAAGGAUCGACUAUAAUAAAGAAAUGACUACAAAAAUUGUAAACAAUAAAUAAAAGAAAAUAAAAACUU
Molecule: messenger RNA, 2889 nt
Organism: Nothobranchius furzeri (turquoise killifish)
Lineage: Eukaryota; Metazoa; Chordata; Actinopteri; Cyprinodontiformes; Nothobranchiidae
Product: elongation factor 2b
Biological process (GO): translational elongation
Cellular component (GO): cytosol; ribonucleoprotein complex
Molecular function (GO): GTP binding; translation elongation factor activity; ribosome binding
Source: RefSeq, a predicted model, not a curated record